AUGGUAGCAAUCAACGUGGAAAGAGACGUGAGCACAUGUUACACCGAGAUGUUGUCACAUAGUGCGGAGCCUAUGAAUUUCCCUGAGACGUGUGCCAGACCUGAAGGGGGUGCCUUCAUAUGUGAUGUCUGGGAGCCACGGAGAACAGUUCGCAGAUGUUUUAAAUAUGGUGAUGAUGUUGGUGCAACAUUUGAAGAAGUUCAAGAUGCUAUUAGCGUGCCCUACACGUACUGCAGUUUGAACCAUAUGUGCAUAGAUAAACGUAUGGAGUUCUACCAACACUUGUGUAAACACUGGCAGUGUUGA
Molecule: messenger RNA, 306 nt
Organism: Gregarina niphandrodes
Lineage: Eukaryota; Apicomplexa; Conoidasida; Eugregarinorida; Gregarinidae
Exons: 1
Coding region: 1-306 (101 amino acids)
Source: RefSeq, a predicted model, not a curated record